AUGGGUAAUGUUCCUUCCAGUUUGCUAGAAGACUUAUCCGAAGGAACCAAUUUUGGAACCGAGGAGAUAGACAGGCUCGCCAAGAGAUUCAUGAAACUGGACAAGGACAAUUCGGGAGCCAUUGAUAAAGAGGAAUUUCUCUCAAUACCCGGAAUAGGGCAGAAUCCAUUAGCUAAAAGGGUCAUCGACAUCUUCGAUGAAAAUAAGGGGGGAGACAUCGACUUCAAAGAAUUUGUUACGGGACUAUCAGCAUUCAGCUCUAGUGGGUCUGUCGAGGAUAAAUUGAAGUUUUUAUUCAAAGUUUACGAUAUCGAUAAUGAUGGAUACAUAUCAAAUGGCGAGUUGUUUCUUGUUUUAAGGAUGAUGGUUGCAAGCUCGCUCACCGAUAUACAACUACAGCAGCUUGUUGAUAGGACUAUAAUGGAGAGCGAUGAUGAUGGUGAUGGACGCCUAAGCUUUGAGGAAUUCAAGAAAAUCAUAGAGAGUACGACAGAUGUAACGAAGAAGCUCUCUUUGGGAGAUAAGAUAUAA
Molecule: messenger RNA, 531 nt
Organism: Brettanomyces nanus
Lineage: Eukaryota; Fungi; Ascomycota; Pichiomycetes; Pichiales; Pichiaceae
Gene: CNB1
Product: Calcineurin subunit B
Exons: 2
Coding region: 1-531 (176 amino acids)
Molecular function (GO): calcium-dependent protein serine/threonine phosphatase regulator activity; calcium ion binding
Source: RefSeq, a predicted model, not a curated record